UAUGUCCAAGAAAAGACGUGGGCCUUACAAUCACUACAAGUUUGAUGGCAGCGUUAAAUGUCCAAACACAACUUCGUGGCGCCAGAAACAUCAGGCACUGAGUUCAUCUUCUAAUCCUGUUGCUGAGAGAACAGCUAAUGACUCUUUUCUGUCCGAAAUUGAAGAGCCUGUGUAUUCUAAAGUGGAAACUGCUGUCACAGACAUGAUGUCUGAAUUAUUAAAUUGUGAGCCUGACAAAGAAUAUGUUGAUUCAUAUGCUGAUGAUAACUCAGACUCAUCCAGUGAUGAAGAUCAGGAAGAUUUAGAUCAACCUUCAGGAAAUACCGAUACUCAACCUGAAUCAGGGCAGACAUCUGCUUAUGGGAUUGGUUCAUCAGAUUCAGCAACAAGCAAAACCCCUCAGAUUGAUGAUGCCACAUUUAGCAAGCCUAUAUUCGAUGGUGCUCGACUAACAUUGGCUUGCAGCAUGCUAUUAAUUGUCACUUUUGUUAUGCGUCACAAACUUUCUGGUGAAUGUCUGUCAGACCUCUUGACUUUAAUAGAACUGCAUUGUGCAUUACCAAACUUAUUUGCCAAAUCAACGAAGGUUUUCAAGGACUUCUUUAAGAAACAUCCAUUUCCUCUUUGAUUUACCAUUACUACUGUGAAAGCUGUAAGCAUUACAAUGGGAAAAAGUCCGAGUGUUCCCUGUGCUCUGCAAACUUGGACUCCAGUUAUUUUAUACUUAUUCCGGUUAUGCAUCAACUGCAGCAAGUUGUCCAAGAAUGUUUAGAUGACAUCAUAUUGUACAGACAGUCAAGGCUUACAGACACAAGUGAUAAUUUAAGUGAUGUUUUAGACAGUAAACUGUAUAAAGAAAUGUUUAAUGGAAUUUAUGUAAGAGGGUCGAAUGUACCACCAACCAGCAACGAGCUACAUAUUUCAACCCAAAUGAAUACUGAUGGUGUAGCACUGAUCAGAUCAAGUAAAUUAUCUGUGUGGCCUAUCUAUUUGACUAUCAAUGAAAUACCCCCAGGGAAGAGGUACACAAGGAAAUUCAGAAUAUUUGCAGGCCUAUGGUUUGGAGAACACAAGGCAGAUAUGCUAAUAUAUUGUGAACCAUUAAUCAAGGAAUUCCAAAAUCUUUACAAUCAAUGUUUUGAGAUUCUACAUUGUGGGAAGCAACUGCUUGUCAGAACUGUAAUGUUGAGUGGGGUUUUCGAUUCACCUGCUAGAUCCAGUGCACAGGGCUUUCUUCAGUUCAAUGGCUAUAACAGUUGUCCCAACUGCAGCAUACCAGGAGAGAAUUUAAAAGUCAGUGAAAAAGGGCGAGUUACAAUUUUCCCAUUCAACACACUCAGAAUCUGGUCAUCAUAAAUUAAGAACACAUGAAGAAACCUACAAGGAUGCAGUGGAUGCUGAAAAUAAAGCUGUUACUGUUAAUGGUGUAAAAGGUUUGAGCUGGUUGUUCAAGCUACCAGCAUUUAAUGUUAUACGCGGUGUAUCCGUUGAUUAUAUGCAUGCAGUUUUGUUGGGAGUUGCAAAAUCUCUCAUAAACAAAUGGACAGACAAACAAAACAGAUCCCAGCCAUAUUUCAUUGGCUCUGCUGAAAAAAUGAAAGUCAUUAACGAACGUUUGUUAAAUAUUAAAUCUCCAGUAUGCAUUAGUAGACCGGCACGCUCACUCAGUGACUUUGUCCACUGGAAAGCCUCGGAGAUUCGAUCGUUUCUUUUGUUUUACUGUAUUCCAGUUUUAUAUCAUGUUCUUGCGGAUGAAUAUUACGAACAUUUCAUUCUCUUAUCUCAUUCGAUAUUCAUCUUACUCAAGUCUUCAAUUCCACUGGGUGAGAUAGAGAUGGCACGUGUUAUGCUUCUAGAGCUUUGUUGCAAGAUGGACAUUUUAUAUGGUUCACGUAUGGACACAUCCAAUGCACAUUCACUACUACAUUUAGUAGACAAAGUGGUUGAUUUAGGACCACUCUGGUCACAAUCCUGUUUUUUUAUGAAGAUUUAAACGGUGACCUACGUACCAUGUUCCAUGGAACUCAAAACGUUAACUUACAAAUUAUAUAUGCUGUAUCUGUUCAGAUGAAAAUCCCGGAUUUAGCAAACUUGUUAUUGGUCGGAUCGCCAGAAGAUGUUUUUUAUCGGAAACUAGUGAGUUAUAAUAAAAUAAAGAAAACAACAGAAUCGAUCUCAAAUCGUGUUUUGGCAGUUCAUCCUUUGAUAAACAUCGAUUGCAGUAAGUUACCUCAACAAGUGCUACAGAAACUAGACAUGUGAUUUGGAAAUGCAAACAAAUUCAGUAGGGUAUUAUUUCAUGGACGGAUUUUACAUAGUGUAGCUUAUAACGCCUCAUCUUGUCGAAAUAGUCGUUUUGUAUUAUAUGCGAUUUCAAAUGGAAACUAUGGUUUUGGAGAGGUGCAGUACUUCCUCAAAGUUCACUAUGACAAAUAUGACAAAUUUUAUAUGGUUUUAAAACAAUAUCAGGAAUGUCAAACUAUUUGUAAAUCUUAUUCCCAUGUUAGAGUAUUGGAAAAGUCAUCCCAGAACAGUGAACUAGAACUCAUACCAAUUGAAAAUAUAAUGGAUCUUUGUGUAGUAAUGGACACAAAUCAUGCAACUAACAUUUUCAUCACUGUGCUACCAAAUGCUGUAGAAAAAGACUGACAUAGCAUACAGUACAAGAACAUAUUGUUGAUCGCAUAUAUACGCAUAGUUAAAUUCUUAUCGGGUUAUAUAUAUACUGAAAAGGCUUAUGCUUGCUGUGUCUUGAGUAGAACAUAUUGACCUAAUCCUAUAAUGCCCGUACGAGCAGAAAACAAUUUUUAGUUUUCAGUUUUCUAUUGUAAUGUUAUGAUUCAAAUUUGAAAAAGGAAAUUGUCAUAAUUGGCUUUUAAACUAGUGUUAACUUUUUACAUGUGCAGGACUGGACCAUUUGAUUUGUGAAACUUUUCCAUGUGUUUUCUUGGCUUAAUUCCAUUUACAGAUUUCUAGUGUGAAAAAGUAUGACAUGGAGCAAAGAAUUGUUUCGUGAUAUCUGAGGUUGCAUACCCCAAUAGGGACAUGCAGCUUGUAACAAGUUCAGUGUCCCAAAUAUUUUAAUGUGUUGAUUGUUUAAAAUGUUAAAAGAUUGUUUAAAAUGUUAGUUUAUUUGAUACAUGUGUUUACUAUAUGUGUGGUCACAAACCGAAGGAAAAUAAAGU
Priapulus caudatus is the source of this 3185-nucleotide messenger RNA. RefSeq lists its product as uncharacterized. The transcript has 4 exons. Bases 736 to 1356 code for a protein of 206 amino acids. NCBI's taxonomy places the organism in Eukaryota, Metazoa, Priapulida, Priapulimorpha, Priapulimorphida, Priapulidae. The record is from RefSeq and is a predicted model, not a curated record.